Messenger RNA from Antechinus flavipes (yellow-footed antechinus), 756 nucleotides. RefSeq names its product galectin-8-like. The record is from RefSeq and is a predicted model, not a curated record. Lineage: Eukaryota; Metazoa; Chordata; Mammalia; Dasyuromorphia; Dasyuridae. Gene Ontology annotation, molecular function: carbohydrate binding.
AUGCUUUCAGCCUGGAAUCUGCAGCCGUCAUCCUGGGAAGAUCCACUCUCUGGAGAUGUAGCUGCCCCAGCAGGUGCCACAUCUGCAUCUACUGCAGACCCAGAAUGUCACUGUCUCCAAAGCCGCUGUCAAAUGGUCCCAAAUCUGGCUCCUGAUAGCUACGAGCAGCGUGAUCCUGGAUCAUUAGCAGAAGAGGCAGCAACCAGUUUGAAAGACAACAUAAUAUUUUCAAACAAUCCACAACAUGUCAUCCACGAGCCAAUGAUUUCAUAUUUUGAUAAACUUUCUGAGGAGCUGAGGCCUGGGAAUUUGUUUGUUAUCUGUGGUCAUGUGCCCCAUAAUGCAGACAGGUUCCAGGUGGAUUUCCAGUGUGGCAACAGCGUGAAGCCCCGAGCUGAUAUGGCUUUCCACUUUAACCCUGGAUUCAAAAAAUCAGGCCACAUUGUAUGCAAUGCCUUGAUAAUGGAGAAAUGGGGAUGGGAAGAGGUUGUCAAUGACAUGCCAUUUGAAAAAGGAAAAGAUUUUCAGAUCAUGUUUAUGGUACUGAAGGACAAGUUUCAGAUGGCUGUGAAUCUAUUGCUCUACAAACAUAGAAUUAAGCCAGACAAAAUAGAUACCCUGGGAAUUUAUGGCAAAAUAGAGAUUGAGUCAAUUGAGUUUCACAAUAACAUGUCUUUAGAAGGAAACCAAGCAACUUGUUUGGGAACAAUGAAUAUGAAUUCAGGAAAUAUAAGUAGGAAAAACUCAUUGUGGUGA